Molecule: messenger RNA, 1717 nt
Organism: Homalodisca vitripennis (glassy-winged sharpshooter)
Lineage: Eukaryota; Metazoa; Arthropoda; Insecta; Hemiptera; Cicadellidae
Product: juvenile hormone esterase-like
Exons: 9
Coding region: 185-1621 (478 amino acids)
Source: RefSeq, a predicted model, not a curated record
AUAUUUAUGACACAUUUAGGCUCCUCAACCUCCUGCUAAUUGGUCUGAUGUCUUGCUGACAUAUGCGGAUGCUCCUGCCUGUCUUCAGCCUUUACGGGAGGUUCCUUUCCCCAUUACAUAUAAUGAGGACUGCCUUUAUCUCAACGUCUUCACUCCUUACUUGCAGCCCAAAAAUGGCAAAGGGAUGCCAGUCAUCGUAUGGAUCCAUGGAGGCAAGUUCUAUCAAGGUUCCAGCGCAACUGAGAAGUAUGGAGUUGACUUCCUCCUGAUGAAAGAUGUUGUUGUAGUUCUGAUGAACUACAGGCUUGGCAUCUUCGGCUAUCUAAACAUGAAUUUGGCGGAAGCCCAAGGUAAUGCUGCCUUGAAAGAUGCAGUCAUGGCUCUCAAAUGGGUGCAGACAGAGAUCUCCAAAUUUGGGGGAGACCCAAGCUUGGUGACUAUAGUAGGGGACAGCUCAGGCAGUGAUAUGGUCAGCAUGUUGUACUACUCACCUAUGUCUAAAGGUCUAUUCAGCAGAGCUGUAUCACAGAGUGGGUCAAGUCUCUCUGAUACGGCUUUCCUCCCGUCUACAGCCAAUCUGGGCCUGAAGAUGGCUGAAGCCUUGGACUGUCCAAUAGACUCUCCCCAGUCUGCAGUCUCCUGUUUACGAGAGGUCGAUGGUGUGAUUCUGGCUGAGAAACAGAAGAUAUUCAAAGGAGUUAAAGGAGCUGAAAAUCCAUUCUUGCCUACCAUUGAACAAGAUCUGGGAGAAGAAGUAUUUUUACCAGAUUAUCCUAUUAAGAUGAUGGAAACUACAGGGGAUAUACCUUAUCUCAUGGGCUUCACUGAUGGCGAGGGGCUUAUGUUUUUGAAGGAUCCAGAAACAAAUCCAGAUCAAUUUGAAAAGAUACAGGAAGAUUUUAUCCCUUAUCUGCCAGUCUAUAUGCUUGAAAACGAACAACCUGAGGUGCUGCAGAGGAUAGCUACUCAGUUCCAAAAUUUUUACUUAGGGUUUAACAGUUCCGUAAAUGACACAAUGUAUGGGUUUAUUAAUUACAACACAGAUAGGGAGUUUUCUUACUGUAUAUCGAAAACUGCCCAGAUUAUCAGCAAUAGAGCACCAGUAUACCUGUACUACUUCAAUUAUGCUGGGAAUUUUCAACGAAGAGAUCGGCCUUUCCAUAAACUAAACGUAACAGGGGUCAGUCAUGGCGAAGAGUUGGGAUAUUUGUUCUAUCGACCCUGUUUUGUCAAAGAACAAUACAACAUAUCAGCGUACCCGAAGGAUAUGAAGAUGGUUGAAACGAUGGUGACCUUAUGGACAAACUUUGCAACUUAUGGGGAUCCAGUGCCUCCUGGAAGUAACUUGAAACCAACCUGGGAGCCUGUGAAGGGAAAACUUACUAGACACUUGAUCAUCAAUGAUCCUCUGGUCAUGGCUCCCUAUCCGGUGUUGGAGGAUAGAUUGGCAUUUUGGGACAACAUCUUCCAGUCCCUGUAUGGGGAAGCCACACACCUUCGCAUGGACAGAAGUUAUUCAGUGUAUAUAAUUGUGUAUUUCCUCUUGUUGUUCUGCGCAAUUCUUGGAAUAUAUUGUUACUUCAGGCGUAAACAACACAGCUGUUAUAGUAUUUUGGAUUAAAAAUAAACUCAGUUUAUAAACAUUACUUAAUAAAUAUUUUACUUAAUUUUUGUAAUGAUUUAUUUCAAAAUUAAAUGUUUAAUUUUGUUGUUUCUU